Molecule: messenger RNA, 850 nt
Organism: Camellia sinensis
Lineage: Eukaryota; Viridiplantae; Streptophyta; Magnoliopsida; Ericales; Theaceae
Source: RefSeq, a predicted model, not a curated record
AUGGUUUCUCGAGGGGUCUUCCUCGGGCAGCGAACAAUUGGCUCAGAACUUGGACAGACAAGGCGAAUUGACUCAGAACUUAUUGAAAAAAGAAACAAGAAUUGGAUAGGGUUAACUGGUUUGAGGAAUGAGAGAAAGAGGGCUGUUGUGAUUGGCAGGAGCAAUAUUGUUGGAAUGCCAGCUGCCCUUUUGCUGCAAAGGGAAGAUGCUACUGUCAGUAUUGUCCACUCAAGAACCAAGAAUCCAGAGGAGAUCACAAGACAAGCAGAUAUCAUCAUUUCUGCGGUAGGCAUGCCGAACAUGGUGCGGGGUAGUUGGAUAAAGCCGGGUGCAGUUAUUAUUGAUGUUGGAAUUAAUCCAGUUGAGGAUGCGAAAAGCGCAAGGGGUUAUCGUUUGGUCGGAGAUGUUUGUUACGAGGAGGCUUGCAAAAUUGCUUCAGCCAUUACUCCUGUUCCUGGGGGAGUCGGUCCAAUGACUAUAGCAAUGCUACUAUCUAAUUCUCUCAGCGCAGCGAAGAGAGUGCACAACUUCAAGUGAGGUUUUCAAUAUUACUGUUUUGAUUCAGUCGAGUUGCCCCAUUCUUAUUUAUGUAGUUUCUAUCGUUAACCGUCGAUUCAUGUAGUUUCUAUCGUUUAAUUUUUUUCAAUAUCUGAAAUUUGGGAAAUAGAAAAUGCAUUAUUUGAUGUGGGGAUGAGUAUUUGUAUGAGUAAUGUUAUAUAAACCAACAAAUAAUUCUUCUUACUCACAUAUGUGACACUAUUAUUUUAGUUGGUCCCAUUUCAGAUACUAAAGUUUUGUUACUGCAUGUUACGUAGUAAGUGAAAAGUUUUCAAAGAUUUGUUGAUUUAUA